This is a messenger RNA of Gossypium raimondii (Peruvian cotton), 2260 nucleotides long. RefSeq lists its product as uncharacterized. Gene Ontology annotation, cellular component: nucleus. The record is from RefSeq and is a predicted model, not a curated record. NCBI's taxonomy places the organism in Eukaryota, Viridiplantae, Streptophyta, Magnoliopsida, Malvales, Malvaceae. The transcript is spliced from 12 exons. Gene Ontology annotation, molecular function: promoter-specific chromatin binding; protein binding. The coding region runs from base 291 to 1778 and encodes 495 amino acids.
ACCAGAGAAAGGAUCCAUUUUUGGCGGGUCUAUAAAAGCCGAACAAGUAAAAAAUUAAAAAUUAAAAAUAAAAUAAAAAUAAAAAUAAAAAUAAUUCUUUGCUCUCCAUUUCAUUUUGAUUCGAGAAUUGAGAUCCAAUUCCAAAUCCGAAAACGUAGUAUUUCAACGUCUUUGUUAUUGGAUUCUACUUUCUAAAUUCACAUCUACCGGUUUUUUUCUACGAUCGACGUGACGCCGUUGAUUUACCGGUGAACGGUCUCUGAUGAAGCAGCCACAGAAAGUUUAAUACAAUGGCGGAAGGUGAAAUCACUAAUAACAGCUCGAAGGAAGGAGUCAACGAAAACAAAAACAACAAGAGUUGUAUCAAUGGCACCGAUAAAACCAGUGAAAAGAAAGCAAGUAUGAAGGAUCCGGAAACUUUUUGUUGCUUGCUUCAACCGGGGAAUGCCGAUUCCAGUCCCGAUUAUAUCGGCAUUCGUCGAUUUCUUCUCGCUCGUAAAGCGGAGUCCAGUUCUUAUCGCCGACUUGAUUGGAGAUGUAAAGGAAAAGGUUAUGUGGCGUACCGGAAUUACAUGCGGAGGCCAAGAAAAUGGGAAAAAUUACAAACACCAAGCCGUUCUAGCACUCCUGGAAACAGUGGGCUUUGGAAUUCAAGGUCAGGUUCAUUCUCACAUUUGUUUGAGGCGGAAAGCUUGAACUCUAGCAAAGAUCAACGAAGUGGCUCUGUUGCUUCAACUAAUAGAAGCUCUAGCCUUAGUGACAGUGAUCGCCCACGUCAACGAGGAGUUGAACCUGCAUAUUCUUUUGUAGGAAUGCACUGCAUAUUUGAUCAGUGCAAAGCAGCUGCGGUUACAGUUUUGAAGUUUGGGCACAUGAGUUCUGAUCUACUCGCAUAUGGGACAUCAGAUGGGACAUUGGUAGUUUGCUCUGUCUCCGACCCACCUUCAGUUCUCAAGCAAUUAAAUGGGCAUUCAAAAGAUGUCACAGAUUUCGAUUUCUCAUCAAACAAUCAAUAUAUUGCAUCAUCAUCAAAGGACAAAACUGUGCGAGUAUGGGAGCUAUCAAAGGGCCUUUGCAUUAGAAUCAUAUAUGAAGUCUCUCCACAACUGUGUAUUCGAUUUCAUCCUGUAAAUAACAACUUUCUUUCAGUUGGAAAUGCAAAUAAAGAGAUCACUGUAUUCAAUUUCAGCACUGGUAGGAUUAUUACCAAAUCGAACUUUGACAGCGAGGUUACCUCGAUGGACCAUGAUCAUACCGGUCAGCUAAUUUUCUGUGGAGAUGCACAGGGAUGCAUAUACUCCGCAAGUAUGGAAUCCCGCACAGGUGCAUUAUCCCGUUCUCAUCGAUAUAAAAGUGGCAACAAACUGAAAUGUCCAGUCGCGACCGUACAGUACCGAAGUUUCUCUUUGAUGACAAAGGGUCCUGUGUUAUUGACAUGCACUCAAGAUGGAAGCCUUUCGUUCUUUAGUAUCAAUUUGGAAUCACAAGGUUAUCUAACCCUACGUUGUUCGCUCAAAUUAACUUCACGGAUUCACACCAUUCGAGCUUCCUUCUGCCCUCUGCUUUCCCACGAUAAGGGCGAAUAUAUAGUUGCUGGAAGCGAAGAUACACACGUCAACUUCUACGACUUAACACGGCCAAAGCAUACAUGUGUAAACAAGCUUCAGGGUCAUGGUUUUCCAGUUAUAGGAGUAGCAUGGAACCAUGGGGAGAACUUUUUGGCUUCAUCAGACCUUUAUGGCGUUGUUAUAGUAUGGAAAAGAGCCAAAACAAAAUAGAGAGAGCCAAACACUAUCAUAUAGAGAUAUAAGAAGGUAAAUGACUUUAAAACCGAUGAAUCUACUUAGAGGGACGGCACGAUCAAAUUAGUCACUGUUAAAAAAAAUAAAAGAAAGAUAAAUUAAAAUAGAAUUAAUAUUAUUGUUAAAAAAAAGCCAAAAAAAAAUUAAUAUAGAAUUAACAUUCAAUGCAAUUUUAAUUUUUUAAAAUAUUUUUUAUUAAAAACCGUAAAAUGUUGAUUAUAUUACAAUAUUUUCUUUAUUUCAUUUAUUUAUUUUUAAAAAAAGCCUAGAUGUUAUAACUGUUACAAACCAGUCUAAAGAUUCAGUCACCCUUUGAGUUAAACUCGCACAUUGACCAAAAUUGUAGAAUAUUAUAUUGUCAUGAACUGUUUCCCUGUAAUUUGUCUGUAGAUAGAUUUUGAUGUUGGCAAUUUGCCAUUAUUCAAUUUAUACAUCUAUUUAUUUUCUCUUAUAUGUAG